Molecule: messenger RNA, 814 nt
Organism: Penaeus indicus
Lineage: Eukaryota; Metazoa; Arthropoda; Malacostraca; Decapoda; Penaeidae
Exons: 3
Coding region: 38-781 (247 amino acids)
Source: RefSeq, a predicted model, not a curated record
UGUUUCGUGUGUUCGACCACGGCAACAGCGGGCAGGGAUGGAAAUAUCGGUAGCAACUCUUGCAUUGUUGAUGGUCCUCUGCUUCUCUGUGCCAGCUGUCGUCGGCGGGUGUUGCCUCGUUUAUAUUGUUUUGCGAAAGCAUAAUCAGGCACAGCCGGUCCGGCCUUGCUCCUCUCCGUCCCCCAACGACGUGGCCUCGCCCGAGCCCCUCCUCGAACGCCACGAGGGCACCACCGUCCUCCCUUCGCCUCAGAGGACGCCCUUCGGUACCUCCCGGCGGAUGUCGACCGACCUGAAGGCGUCCUUUGGCUCGACCUCAUCCUCGCUGGGCCGCGUGAUGGACGGGGUCUCCCUGGGGACCGCCCUCGAGGGGGUCAUCCUUCUGCAUUCGCAUCUCGAGGAACUGCGUCUUCAGAAGGCGUUCAUGGAGUCCUUCGUCCGGUCUGGCGGGAUGGGUCACUGCUCUGAUGUUUCCCGAGCGUUCAAUGCCUCUAUGAGAGAUUUCCCGACAUCUCCAACCACUCUGGGGCCCUCAGUGGUGUUGCCGUGGUCACACAGCAUUGCGGACGUUCACAAGAGCUCUUCAGAAAUGGUGCUGAAUGCCUCGGGGCCCGAUAAUCUGCGAUUCUGGCCGGUUUCCUCAAGCUGCAAAAGUUUAUACCGGGCACCGUCGACGAGGUCAGGUGGAGACGGGCUGCCCUUUUGGAAUUCCUCGUCGACUUGUACUUCUACGCCCGUCAAGAGUCUUGGGUCAGCGAUGAAUGAAUUGUCGUUAUUGUAGUUUAUGUGCAGUAUUUUUAUGACAAUUACAUGU